UCCUCACAGCCUUUGAGCGAAUGGAAUCGGAUCAGGAGUGCACGUUUCUUGCAAGCGGAAAGUAGCGGCCGCAGAGCGCGCUCUGAUUGUUGCAGCCCGGCGCCGGCGGGGUGGAACUGGACUGGAGCCUGGAGGCGGCGUCGGCAGGACGGACUCGCGAGCCCCGCAGCCCUGGCCUCCGCCCUCCUUUCCCCCUGUUCUUUUUGCAGCAUCUGUCCAGCUAACGAGAAGCAUCGCGGGGCCAGCACACUUCGUGGGUUUCUCACAUCCACCGGUUCGCUGCCGCCCUCCUCCACCUCCUUCCCUGCCUCGUUGCUGUGGGUUUCUGGUUGCAUCGGGAACAAAGGAAAGCCUCCCCCCUCGCCCUCCCUCCUUCUUUCCUUCCUUCCUCCCCCCCUUCCUCUGGACUACCGACGGGCGUUGCAGCAGCAGUGGGCGCCCCGACCUUCCCUUCCCUUCCCAGCAUGAAGGAGAUGCCUUGGCUGUUGCUGUUGCUGCUGCCGUCGAGGCCUCGCGGACAGGGAAGGCUGCUGCUGCUGCUCCUGGCUGGCCACAUCGCCCUGGCUCAACACUGGCGGAAUGAAAAUUAUGAGCGGCCCAUUGACCUGGAAGGCUCUGGAGACGAUGACUCCUUUGAGGAUGAAGAAAUUGGUGAAGUUGAGGAACUCUACUCAGGCUCUGGCUCAGGUUAUUUUGAGCAGGACUCCAGGAUCAAAACGGUUGUGCGGCUCACCACUGACACACCCCUCAUCCUUGCUACAACUGCAGCUGUGCUGCCCGUCACAUCAGUCCAGCCAGUAGCCACUCCCUUUGCGCCAUUCCCUGCAGAGGAAACCACCUCCAAUCCAGCAACAAGUGGUCUCUACAUCCCCAGAGUGACUGAGGCACCAGCAGUCACCAUCCAGAAAGUAGUUGACACCACUGCCAGCACCGCAAUCCAUGAUGUCACUACUGCUACUGCUACUGCUACUGCUACCACCGCUGCCACCACCACCGCCUCCACUACGAUGCCCACGUCCAAGCCAACGACUGUCCUGAGAGUCCUGCCUCCCUUUAUCACCAUCGUAGCCACGACACAGACGAUCACACUUGAAACGCCAACCACAGCCACCGAAGUAGCCAGGACAGAACUGAGCACAGCUCCCUUAGCAACCACCGGCAUGACACAGUCCAGAGCUGUGCCAAAGCCAAGCACUUCGCGGGAGCCAGACCUCGGCGAGAGGAGCACCACAUUGCCCCUACCCACGAGUACCACAGCUCCUGCAGAAUCAGCCCAGGUGGAGCCUCUGGAUGUGACCCCUUCCACGGCAAUGAAUAACGAACUGGAAGUUCCUGUCAGUGGGGACUUUGAAAUCCACGAGGAGGAGGAGGCAGCGGCUCCAACAGAGCUCAGCAAUGAGGUGGUUGCCGUGGUUACUCUGGCAGACGGGCCGGUGCUGAAGAAGAAUGCUGAGCCUGGGCUCCUCGAUAAUACGAUAGAAUCCGGAAAUUCGGCUGCACAGCUCCCCCAGAAGAAUAUCCUGGAAAGGAAAGAAGUCCUCAUAGCUGUGAUUGUGGGCGGGGUCGUCGGUGCUCUCUUUGCUGCCUUCCUGGUGAUGCUGUUGAUUUACCGGAUGAAAAAGAAGGACGAGGGCAGCUAUACGCUGGAGGAGCCGAAGCAGGCAAGCGUCACGUACCAAAAACCAGACAAGCAGGAGGAAUUUUAUGCAUAAAUCCGAGCCUCGAGUGCCUCGCCGCCUCUUUCUGUCCUGAUGCUGUCCUUUUUACAAAACAAAGACAGCUGUCUUAUUAUCACCCAGCCUCUUUUUCUCUCUUUCUAAUCAAGUCUGUGAAUUUUAACAAAGAAAGGAUAGAAGAAAGUUUUUAAAAAGUAUCACAUGUUUUCUAAAAAGCGGGUGGUGGUGGGGGAGGGGGGGAAGGUGGAAUCUUUGUUCUGGUGCGGAGAGCCGUUUACAGGAGCACCAGGGCAUGGAGCAAACAGUGAGCCAUUUCAGUACCUUCUGGUGGGAUGAACACUUGAAUUAGCAGCUUUGCCAGGAAUGUCCUGGAUUCACACCUUCCUCAGGUCUAGAGCCUUUACUUUUUUUAAAAAAAAACAAUGAGGUGGACAGUUUUGGUUCCAGGCACUUUGUGAUGCUAUUCAAGGCAAGGGUUUUUGACUCCCAUUGGCUACACUGACUUCAAGAGCAAGGAUAUGCAACAUCUGAUCAUCCAGGCUACUCUCAACCACCACCCUUCUCCCCCCCCCCCAAGGCAAUCAGUUGUGCUGGGCUUUUGAAUUUACUUCAUUGGAGAUCUGGUGUGGUCUGCAGAGAGCAUCUUUUACGGCUGUGCAUUGUUUCCUUCCUGACACCCCCCCCUUCACCCUGUUAUUGUUCACAACUGCCAGACACUUUAAAGCUACCCCCCUCCCCCAGCAGGAUCGUCCUAGGCUUGCAGAGGUUUCCAGUUAAACCUUGUGCCCAGAUUCAUUCAGCUGGGUUUUUCACUGUGACCUUGAGAACUCAACUUGCACGCUCUUGUAAGCUCAGGCAGAUUACCGAGGAACACUUUUUCUAGGACGUUACUUGCGGGAAAAUGGAAUCCACAUGAAAAAAGGCGAGCUCUUUCCGAUGUCUGUAGGAAAUAGAUAACGUUUUACAUGUCUCAA
Molecule: messenger RNA, 2650 nt
Organism: Rhineura floridana
Lineage: Eukaryota; Metazoa; Chordata; Lepidosauria; Squamata; Rhineuridae
Gene: SDC3
Product: syndecan 3
Exons: 5
Coding region: 465-1712 (415 amino acids)
Biological process (GO): cell migration
Cellular component (GO): membrane; cell surface
Source: RefSeq, a predicted model, not a curated record